Molecule: messenger RNA, 1342 nt
Organism: Gordionus sp. m RMFG-2023
Lineage: Eukaryota; Metazoa; Nematomorpha; Gordioida; Chordodea; Parachordodidae
Product: DNA repair protein RAD51 homolog A-like
Exons: 9
Coding region: 126-1148 (340 amino acids)
Biological process (GO): mitotic recombination; reciprocal meiotic recombination; mitotic recombination-dependent replication fork processing
Cellular component (GO): condensed nuclear chromosome
Molecular function (GO): single-stranded DNA binding; double-stranded DNA binding; ATP hydrolysis activity
Source: RefSeq, a predicted model, not a curated record
UAAUGGAUUCAAAUCAUUUAUCCAUCAGCCUGCUAAACGCUCGAGAUUUAAAAUGCGCAAACCUAUCUGAAUAUUAUUUAUGACAUAAGAAUAUAGUUGAAUUUUUAAUUAAUUUAUCAUUAAAUAUGACGGCACAUGCUCAAAAAGAUAAAGAUCAAACUGAAAGUCAGAAGGAGGAAGACACAUAUGGUCCUCAAUUGAUAAAAAAAUUGGAAGCUUUUGGUAUUUCUUCUGGGGAUAUAAAGAAAUUAGAAGAGUCUGGGUUUUAUACUAUCGAAUCGAUUGCAUUUGCUCCUAAAAAACAAAUUUUAACAAUCAAGGGUAUAAGUGAAGCUAAAGCAGAUAAAAUAUUACUAGAAGCAUCAAAAUUAGUCCCUAUGGGAUUUACAACAGCCACUGAAUUUCAUCAAAAAAGAUCUGAAUUAAUUCAAAUUACCACUGGCUCAAAAGAAUUAGACAAACUUUUACAAGGUGGUAUUGAAACUGGUUCUAUAACAGAAAUAUUUGGAGAAUUUCGAACAGGUAAAACCCAAUUAUGCCAUACAUUAUCUGUAACAUGCCAGUUACCAAUUGAUAUGCAAGGAGGUGAAGGAAAGAGCUUAUACAUUGAUACUGAAGGAACAUUUAGGCCAGAGAGAUUAUUAGCUACAGCUGAAAAGUAUGGAUUAUCUGGUCAGGAUGUGCUUGAUAACGUGGCAUAUGCAAGAGCAUAUAACUCUGACCAUCAAACUCAACUGUUGAUUCAGGCUUCUGCUAUGAUGUCCGAAUCAAGGUAUGCGUUAUUGAUAAUCGAUAGUUCAACAUCAUUAUACCGAACGGAUUAUUCUGGAAGAGGAGAAUUAUCCGCUAGACAGAUGCACUUAGCUCGAUUCCUCAGAAUUUUAUUAAGAUUAGCUGACGAAUUUGGAGUAGCAGUAGUAAUAACAAAUCAAGUGGUAGCCCAAGUUGACGGAGCUUCACUUUUUUGCGCGGAUCCCAAAAAACCUGUAGGUGGCAAUAUAAUGGCGCAUGCUUCCACUACUAGGCUCUAUUUAAGAAAAGGAAGAGGCGAUACUCGUAUUUGCAAAAUAUAUGAUUCUCCUUGUUUGCCAGAAUCUGAAGCCAUGUUUGCAAUUCUCCCCGAUGGUAUUGGUGACGUUAAAGAUUGAAUUUUUUAAAAUUAUAUUCUAUUGACCAUUUUUAUAUACCAAUUCCAUGUUUUAUUAAUAAAUAAUAAUAUAUUUCAUAUUUGAUAGAUGUUUUUUUAGAAAGAUAUCAAUCAAUAUUUUAUUAUCACGUAAAGUGCAAAUUGAAAAUUCUUAUAGGAUUUUUUAAACAGCAUUAUAGAAUGGGAAAAUUUUUA